AUGUUUUCGAUUUUUGAAAUAUUAGCUUUAACAAUACUGUUCGCUAGUGUCGCUCAAAGUGACAUAUUCUCGCCAUGCCAUCUUAACGAUUUGGCUUGUGUUGCGACGUCCAUAAACAAUGCCCUGCCUCAGCUCUUGUCUGAAAACAAAGCCCUUGGGGUCGAAACAUCUGAUCCCUUGAAAGUUGACAUGAUUGAGGGAGACAUGUCCGGUAUUAAAUUUAAAUUUUUCUCUCCAAUCACUACCGGAUUCAAGAACUGUGUUGCGAAAAAUGUGAAAAUAAACUUAGAUACACUUACAAUACACCUGGAGCUUGACUGUCCGAAUCUAGAAACAACUGGCAAAUACGACAUCGCUGGACGUCUUAUCACUUUACCAAUUGAGGGAAAGGGAGACUUUAAAAUUUCUGCCGGAUCAUACAAUAUCAUUAUCGAUGGUGAUUUGGAAACUGUGGUUGGAGAUGACAACAAAGCAUAUCUCUCCAUCAAAUCUUUUAAACUGAAAAACGAAGCAACAGCUCCAAUUUCUUUUGACUUCAAACACCUUUUUAAUGGACAAAAGGAUCUGGCGAACGAUGCCCUCACUUUCGCUAACCAAAACUGGAAGAAGGUCUCCGGUCUCCUGCAGGAACCUAUAUGGAACAACAACAUGAAGAAAAUCAUUUCUAACAUCAACAAAUACUUAAUGACUGAACCCCUUGAUAAACUUUUCUUAUCAUCUUAA
This is a messenger RNA of Pieris macdunnoughi, 723 nucleotides long. NCBI's taxonomy places the organism in Eukaryota, Metazoa, Arthropoda, Insecta, Lepidoptera, Pieridae. The record is from the annotation of a GenBank genome assembly.